GAUUCUACGUCUCCUAAAAUCCCUUCAAUACCUACAUUUCCCUCUAGAACAUCCUCCGAGUUGCUUACUAACUCCCUGCGUCCCAGACGCGCAGUGGAUGUGCUUUCAAACUCUCUGGUAUCAACUUAUGUUUCCGCCUGGAUGGCAAAUCUUGCCCUUGGAUCACCGAGGUGGGAAGACGUACGCGCUGCACAUGCUGAAAAGAAAUCGCGCAAGAAAGGACCAUACGAUGACAACUUUAUCGUCGAUGACAUGUUUGAUUUUGAUUUGGACUUUGACGCACCUACUUAUCCAUCGGAACUACCGCCUCUGCCCGAACUGCCCGACCAUCCAACCACGAUAGAAGGGAAUUGCAUAAUACUUAAAGGUCCACCUGGGAGUGGCAAGUCUGCGUCAGUGUACGCAUGUGCAGAGGAGCUUGGAUGGGAGGUUUUCGAGGUCUUUCCAGGUAUUAGCAAGCGGGGUGGUAAAGAAGUACUUAACCUUGUCGGUGCAGUAGGCCAGAAUCAUAUUAUAGGGAAAGGCAAAAAAAGUAUGAUAGAGCAACAACGAGAAAAGACGCACAAACAGUCUGUCAUCCUCCUCGAAGAGGUUGACGUGCUUUUUGAGGAAGACAAAGGCUUUUGGCCGGCGAUACAGGCUCUCACACAGUAUUCCAAGCGCCCAGUUAUUCUCACGUGUAAUGAUGACUCUACUAUCCCCGUCAAUACGCUUGUGUUGCAAACCACUUUGCAGUAUAAGUGCCCGAAAUAUGAUACCGUCAGGAAAUAUUUAGAAAGUAAUGGUGUUAGGAACAUACCAACACAAUUGAACGCCCUUGAAACACCAUCACCCGCGAUUGAGGAAGACAAAAGCUGGUUGCUUGAUGCAGGUGGCGGACUCUAUGGAAAGGAAUUUGACAAUGGGUGUGAUCUCCGGCAGACACUCAUGCAGCUGCACUUAGGUGUUGCGGAGAAGGAUCACCAGGAAGCAGUCCCACCAAAUUCUCUCAAGGAGAUACUCAAACGCGCUGAAGCGCUUUCUUUCGUUGAUGCACAAAUAGCACAGCCACUCUGGCGCAAUAUGCAGGUCAUUGAGCCGGAAACACCGAAUGAACUAGUGGGAACUGAAAUCACUCAGACGACAUCAAAAACACAAACUACAACUCUCGCAGAAUUUGGAUAUGAAAAUAUCAUAGCUGCGCAUAUCUUAAGUGGUUACAACAUUAGCGCAAUCGAUACGACUUCGCUCUUGAAAGACACACACGCACAACAAGAUAUACUAUUAGACAUUCGUCUAGAUAUGCUAUCUGCAACAGCACCAAUUAUGCCAUCCCCUAUCUUGUCAGUUGAUUAUGCCCCUUAUAUCCGACAGCUUGUCAAACGCGACGAUGAGGAAGCGAGGAUGAUGGAAGCAAAUAGCAUAGCAAGUAAUAGAGGGACGCGUAACAGCAGCAGAAAUUUAUAUCGCAGAAUGUACGACUACGAUUGCGUGCCUAGCAUACAGAACAGCUAUUUCCGGGAAAGGCAAGAAGGAGAAUGAAGAAAAGACUAUUACGACAGCAAAGGACGUAUGAUACACCCCAUACAUUCC
Wallemia mellicola CBS 633.66 is the source of this 1572-nucleotide messenger RNA. RefSeq lists its product as hypothetical. The coding region runs from base 142 to 1521 and encodes 459 amino acids. NCBI's taxonomy places the organism in Eukaryota, Fungi, Basidiomycota, Wallemiomycetes, Wallemiales, Wallemiaceae. Gene Ontology annotation, cellular component: nucleus. Gene Ontology annotation, molecular function: ATP binding; DNA binding; ATP hydrolysis activity. The record is from RefSeq and is a predicted model, not a curated record. The transcript has 2 exons.